Molecule: messenger RNA, 484 nt
Organism: Cucurbitaria berberidis CBS 394.84
Lineage: Eukaryota; Fungi; Ascomycota; Dothideomycetes; Pleosporales; Cucurbitariaceae
Exons: 1
Coding region: 20-271 (83 amino acids)
Source: RefSeq, a predicted model, not a curated record
UGAGGCUCAUUUCGUCAAGAUGGCUGCCGCGAUCAAAGCCCUCAAUGCGAAGAUACGCUCAAACAAGUACACAGAUUACUUCUGCUCGACUCGUACGUUUUUACACGGACAAUUGCGAAGCAUGCUUGGAGAGGCUGGCUUUCGGAGGAGGUGGACAAAGAAGCAGAGGAUUAGAAAAAGGAAAUAUAAAGUAUACCGGCUGAUGAGUGUACAGAUUUCUGGGGUCCGGCGAGUAACUUUGGUAUCCCGAUCGCGGCGAUUGCGGACAUGAGCAAAGAUCCUGAGAUGUACGUUCGGCAUUGCCUCCACUCGCACGCACACUUUCCUCCCCUUUCACACACAUGCAUACGCGCAUACAUCAUCCGUCCCGAUAAUGUCCCAAUUGCAUGCUGAUCGUUUCCGUACAGUAUCUCCGGCCGUAUGACCGGCGCCCUCACGCUCUACUCCGGCACCUUUAUGCGCUACGCCUUCGCUGUCACGCCCA